UGCCAACCUGCGUAUUGCACUGUCAAUUGUCUUUGACAAACACUGCCAUCUGCUGGAUAGAAAAGUGCAUGCAGCUCAUUCCCUCUCCACAUGGAUGAAAAGUAGUCCCGCCUCCUGUGUUUUGGUGCGCCGAGGAAUCACGUGACAUGCCUAUAUUCUUGUUUUGCUCAUCUCAUUUCCUACACAGUCUCCGAAAUUCUCAAUACCGCCGUAAAAAUGGUGACACCGGAGAACUUGUCGGGCGAGACAGGUGCUCAAAGGGAGCCCAAAUUUGACCGGGAUGCGUCCACGACGGCCGUGGACACAGCAAUCGUGCUUCUCGGAGCCGGGGUGACAGCGAUCACACACCCGCUGCUGUACGUCAAACUGCUAAUUCAGAUUGGACAUGAGCCCCUCACCCCAACUGUCGGAACCACCAUGUUUGGGAGGAAAGUGUUGUACCUCCCUGGAUUCUUCUCCUAUGCACAGCACAUCAUAAGGGUGGAUGGAAAGAGGGGACUCUUCCGAGGUCUGUCCCCUCGUAUUAUGUCCAGUGCCAUCUCUACCAUGGUCCGGAGUAAAGUCAAACAGACCAUUCCAGCAGAGGAGGUAGAGAAUGUAUCUGACAGAGAUGACUUGAACACCUCCCUCAGGAAUGUGGUCAAAGAGACCUCACAUGAGAUGGUCAUCCAGUGCCUAUCCAGGAUAGCCACUCAUCCCUUCCAUGUGAUCUCAGUGCGCUGCAUGGCCCAGUUUGUGGGGAGAGAGAUCAAGUACAGGGGGUUAUUCAGCUGCAUAGCCAACAUCUUCAAGGAGGAGGGCGUUGGGGGAUUCUUUGCGGGGGUUAUGCCCCAUGUCCUGGGUGAGGUCAUCUUCCUGUGGUGUUGUAACCUCCUGGCCCACUUCAUCAACACCUACGCAGUGGACAACAAUUUCAGCCAAGCCCCAGCAGUGAGAAGCUACACUAAGUUUGUGAUGGGGAUUGCAGUGAGUGUGUUGACAUACCCAUUUAUGCUGGUGGCAGACCUGAUGGCAGUCAACAACUGUGGCUUAGUGGCUGGUGUUCCCCCUAACUCUCCCAUCUUCAAGUCCUGGGUGCGCUGUUGGGCUCACCUGAGCCAUGAGGGCCAUCUCUUCCGAGGAUCCAGCUUCUUCUUCCGCCGCGUACCUGUGAAAGCGAUGGCCUUGACUGAGGAGUGAUGUCAUAAACCGCCGCACAACCUGUGCCACUGUUCUCCCUCCUAACUGGUACCUCAGUGAGACCAACGUACAGCCCACCAAGUCAAACCUUCCCCUCACCUUAAACACCCUGGUGGGUACAGCAGGAGCAGCAAGAUCUCAAUGGGCUUGGUGAUCUACUGAUCUUUUUUUUUUUUUGCUGAAUCAAAGUUACUUACAAAAGAAGUUGUUUUGUUAAUUUGGUUUUUAAUCUUAAGUAUUAGUGUAACCACUCAAAAGUAAGAGGUUGGAGAAUUAAUGUGAGCAAAUCAAAAUGCUAUCCAAUAGAUGUCCUCUUGGUUGAAUGCUGAGAGUAUAAUCUCCUUUUACUAUCCCAGCCUAAAGUUGCACAAUUAUUUUUUAUUUUUUUAAAUUAAAAUCUAUCACUUCAUAUAGCCAUUUAUUUAUUUUUAUAUACAGUUUAAUUAAGUUCUAUGUAAGCUUUGGAAUUGGAUAGUUGAUAACGUCAUCUAUUGAAAUAUGCCAGAUUUGAUUUGAUUUGAUGUUUAUUUUUCAAAUGAUCUUCUUCCCAGAAGCAUGAUAAGUGUUGUUGCAUUCAAAGGGGAUCCUUUGUCUCCUAUCAGAAGUGCUUUAACCAAGAAUUAUACCUAUUCAGGAACAUCAUAAACCCACAAUAACUGGAGUACUCUCCUUUCAACCAUAAGAUUAAUUAGACAACUGGUUUCUCGCAAAUUCUUACAAAUUGCAGCUCUAGUGUUCGCCUGCCAUGAGGAGUAUGAAAUGGGAGGAAUUCAGAGGGCAACCAGUGGUUUUCAGUGAUGUCUAAAAACUUAGCCUGCCAUCCCAAAAAUAUUUUCUCUGUGGCCAUAUUGACAACUGUCCUUAAUGUAUAAUAUAUCAAAUAAGUGAUAUAUCUAACUGGUGCAAAAUGAUGGGUAUGUUUGUGUUACCAAUGACAAAGAAAUGCUAAAUUAUGUGAUGACAAUGGCUGAGCAUAUUAUGCAUAUUACGAUACAUUUUGCAUUCAGGCUAAGGGUGUGUGCCUGAUCUUUGAACCAACCAUUUCUGUUUGAGUUCCUUUUUGACUGCAGGUGAAGAUCCCAAUUAACCUGAUAGUUUACAGUUAACCACUUGUAGUAGCAUAUAAAUAAAAGUUAACAUUAUCAUAUUGUGUCUCCCCCUGCCCCCAUGAUCAGUGUUAACCACAAAAUGAUCUUGACCGGGUUUGGUAUAGGCUGUUUUUGUCCUUAUUCCAGAUUUUUUUUUGCAAUGGAUUGCUCUAAUCAUGUCUACUUGAAAUAAUGUGUGGGAAAAAGCUUGCAGAAGCGACCUGCUUUGCCAAGUGUGUGAGUGGGUUUAUGAUGUGUGCAUCUUUAUACCAUGUAAUUGAGAAUGAUGUCCAAUGCUGUAAUCUUUCUGUAUGUUUUUUUUUCUUCUCAAAAUGUCAUGAGCAUUCACUCUCGUGUGUGUGUGUGUGUGUGUGUGUGUGUGUGUGUGUGUGUGUGUGUGUUCCAGUCAAACAUUCCCUGUAAACUGUGAUCUCCGAAAGAGGGAGAAGCAAUGGCGAGGCAGUUGCUUUGCGACCUUGUAUUUCCGAUGUCUAUUUCCCUGAAAUAAUAUGAAACCUGGCAUUCUUGUCUAUUCUACAGUAUCUGUGUUUGUUUUUAAACCUAUCCUUUGAUCUGGUUUUAUAUUUUAAAAAAUGAAAUUACAUGGAUGAUGUGAUGGUCUACAAGUAGUCAUUUCUCUGUGACCAACUGGGCAGACACACACACAUUUUUGUGCCAGGCAGCAGCUUGAAUGAGAGGGUCAAAGAGUGGUAAUUUCCUGUAAAUGUAUUAGAUGGGACAGACACAUACUUUUUGUUCCCUGCAUAGUUAAUCAUUCAUCAGCUUUUCAUUAAACCCAUUUGUAAUAUAAAAUCUAUCUGACCAGUUAAAAUCCAUUGUGCAUGCCAGGAGUUGUUCUACAUGUCCAGUCUGCACAAAGCAGUCUUUCUUUUACCCAGUGGGUCACAGCGGUGACCUGUCUUGCC
This is a messenger RNA of Oncorhynchus kisutch (coho salmon), 3193 nucleotides long. Its product is annotated as mitochondrial carrier homolog 1-like. The record is from RefSeq and is a predicted model, not a curated record. Lineage: Eukaryota; Metazoa; Chordata; Actinopteri; Salmoniformes; Salmonidae. The transcript is spliced from 12 exons. Bases 217 to 1179 code for a protein of 320 amino acids. Gene Ontology annotation, biological process: positive regulation of apoptotic process. Gene Ontology annotation, cellular component: membrane; mitochondrion.